GGACGAGGCUGUGAUCUAGGCUGCAGUCCAUGGGUGAGGAGUCCGUCGAUGUCGCCCCGUUCUUGGGACCAGCCUCCCAUGUGUCGAAAUGGGUCUUCACGAAGGAUGAGCUGCAGCGGAGGAGGGCUGCCGCCAACCAAGAUGCCUGCGGGAGAACAAACGAGGCCAUCGACCACGGUGAGUGUGAGCAGCUGCAGCUGGCGCGCCAUGCAGUAAUGAAUGUGUGGCUUUCGCUUCAUCUUGCGUGUGUGUGCUGCUGGUGGGGACAGACAGGAAGCUUCGUCAGCAGCGAGAUCAGGGUGAGCGUCUGGCGGUGUCGCUUGAGGAGGAGCUGAUGCUGACGUCCUACUACAGCCACCGCCUCCUCAGCCUCUGUGAUCACAAGAAAUACAGCUUCAGAGUCAAGGUGGGUGUGACCCGGCAGACAGGCAGGAGGGGAGCACUGUAUGGUGUGUUCUUGGUUGCAGACGACUUCCACGAUGUUCUUCAAGCGGUUCUUCGUCAACCGUUCCUGCAUCGACUACGACCCCCUGCAGAUACUGUGAGCGAGCGAAAGAGCGACAGUGUCAGUCAGCCCUCCAAGAGCGAAAGAGCGCAUCCGUAUCUAUGUGUGUGUGUCAGUGUGGUGUGCAUCGUGUUGGCGCACAAGGUGGAGGAGCUCCACGAUGAGGACCUCAAGGCUCUCAUACACGGACUCAAGGUCCCCCUGAAGGGUGGGUGCGGAGAAGCAGACAAGCAAGACAGACAGCACUAAUGCACAUUCGUUUGGGCUGUGUGUGUGUGUGUGUGUGUGUGUAUUGGUCAGUGAUAGUUGACCUCGAGAUAGAGGUGCUUGAGGCGCUUGACUUUGAGCUGCUCGUCACCCACCCACGAUUCGCCAUCCGAGAAAUGGUCGACGACUACCACACGGUCAGCACGAGUCGGUGAGAGGGUGGGGUCGGUGAGGGCGUGGGCAUGGCACUGUAUGUCUGAUUUAUUUAUUUGUCAGUGGUGUGGUGAGCACGCGGUGCCUCAGUUACAGAAGGAGGAUGCACUGCAGCUGGUCGAGGGCGCCGAAGGACUCGCGCUGCAGCUAUACGAAACCGAGUCAGUCAGACGACGCCACACUGUCGCCCACACAAUAGAUAAAUAAAUGCCUCCGUCCAUCCAUCGUGUGUGUGUAUACUGACUGACCCCCAUGCCUCCCUCCGUUGCUGUGCUGUCCUGUGUUGACAUCCCCAGCAUCCCCCUGCUAUGCACACCAGCCCAUAUCGCCGUGGUGAGCGUCAAAAUCACAGCCGAGAACAACAAGCUCGAUCUCAGUGACAAGUAGGGAGGGACGGACGGACCGGGUUGGUGGGCAAGGGCCCUUCUGUCAAACAGGACUCAUUAAUGUGUGGCUGCCCUCUUCACGGUUGCAGGUUCAUUGAGGAGUGUUUCGCAUCGAGAGGGGUCGAGCUCGCCGCUGUCGAGCAGAAGGUCAAAUUCAUCAGGGUGAGGCCGGCAGCAAGACUGUCGACUGAUGGAUGUGUGUGUGGGUGUUGUCUGUCUCAGGAUGCAGCAGCGUCGAUCAAGAGGCAUGGGACAGACAGCCCAGAGGCGACGAAAGAACAGGCAGGACAUUGACACGCACAAGGAAGGCAUGACAUGACAGCCAUCGAUAGAUUGUGUGUGUAUGGGUGCAGGAGGCGGCAGCCAAGAUCUUCAAGCGGUGUCAGAGCUGCAGGAAGGCCAUCAAGAGGCUUCGGCAUCACAAGGAACAAAGCGCAGAGUACGCAAACACACACACACACGGCAGGCGCAGCGCGCCUCCAUUGACCUGUGCGGUGUGAUCUGACCUGGGCAGGUCGGUAAAGGCGGGAGGCGUCAAGACAGAGGGUGACAACGGCAGCGAGAAGAAAGGCAAGCGCGACAAGAAGGAGAAGAAGCGCAAACACGGAGGUGAAUGCCGACACGGCACAUCACCGAGGCAGCAACACAGACAUGCAACGAACGACCUGUCUCCCUCCCUCCCUUGCUUGCCGUGCGCACCGAUCAGAUGUCGCCUUGGGUGGUGAUGCGACGGACGACGUCAAGCGGCUCAAGAUUGAAGACGACCGACCACAGCCAUCGCCGUCAGAUGGCUGAGAGUGGCUGAUAUGAUUGAUGUUGGAUGAACGGUCCGAUACUUGUGGAUACGCGCGAGGGGGAUGGAUCUUUUCAUACCCCCUGUGAUGACCAGUUGAAUGAAAUGAUGCAGGGCAGGGACACGAGCAGCUGAGUGAGAUGAUGUGAAAGGGGCAAUCACAGCUGCGCUGAGUGUCUGUACGUGCCAUGCAUGUGCGCAACGCAUCCCACACACACGGAUGGAUGGAUGGAUGGACGGAUGUACCUGUCUGUUGUGGGAGUGACUCAUCAUUCUCCCUGAAGCCAUCAAUCACCU
This is a messenger RNA of Vitrella brassicaformis, 2401 nucleotides long. The record is from the annotation of a GenBank genome assembly. Lineage: Eukaryota; Vitrellaceae.